CGUGUAGUUGCUGGUGAGAAUAUGCUUCAGGUUGGCGGGUUGUCUGUGGGCGAGGACUGGCCUGCCUCCCAAAGCCUGUGAAAAUGAGGGAUCAUUUUCCAGGAUGGGUUGUAGAUCACUGAUGAUGCGUUGGAUAGGUUUUAGCUGAGGACUGCAUGUGAUGGCCAAUCUUUGAGAUUGUUCGUUCUGCAGCUUUAGCAUAUUGAGCUGGUGUCAAGGCUGCAAAGGUCAUUGUUUCAUAAACUCUGUAUUACUGGCCUAAUGGCAAUAUGCAAAUUUCAAUGAGGUUUCAUAUUCAGUAGCUGGGCAAAAGCUAAGUUACGAGCCUUUGCAAGGUUAUCUGCUUAUCCACUCUAGCUUUGUAGGGCUGUAUGAAGACGUGCAUUUGUGAGUUCACUGGCUCAAUAACCCUAACUUGGUGAGCUGCUGUGAAACCACAGAUCUCUGAGAUUGCUCACUGCGAGUACUGGCUCAGCACUAUUGGUUAAGGCCGAUCAAAAUAGGAAUGGGAGCACAACAAUUUGUGGUUUCAUGUGUAUUAAUAUAUGGUGAAAUGACAUUCCAACAUAAAAGAUGAUGUACUGUAUGAUGAGAGGAAAAAUGGUCCAGUGGUUAGUGUACCAGCCUGGGCUUCAGGAGACCAAGUUUCAAUUCUCUACCCUGUUGCAGUCUUCCUGUGACACCUUGGGCAGUUUCUCAUCUAUAAAACAGGGAUAAUCAUACUUCCCUACCUCCCAGCGAUGUGGUGAGGAUUAAUGUAUUAAGGGCUGUGGUGCAUAUCAAGUAGGGUAGGAAAGGAAUCAGUACCUGCUAAACACAAAAAUGUAUCCUACUGGAAAGGAGGGAUAGUGGGAAGCAGCAGUCUUUCUUUGUCAAAUAGAGGGGGAGUCCUCAACAGGGACAGAUCUUCCUUUAGUAGAAAGGAGGCAUACAGGAGACUUCCAGCUUGGACAGUUCUCCCAUCAGGCACUGGUGCUAGUGGUAUUACUAUUCAUUAUUUGUAUUACCUUAGUGCCUAGGAGCCCGAGUCAUAAAUCAGGCCUUAGUGCUACGCGCUGUACAAACACAGAAAAAGACAGCCGCUGCCCCAAGGAUCUUGCAGUCUAAGUAUAAGAGAUAGCACAUGGAUACAAACAGAACGGGGAGUACAAAGAAACAAUGAGAUAAUACUGGUGACAGACAGCAGUCACUGGUACUGACCAGACUGCUUGGAGCAGUAUAAACUUAUGAAAAAGGCACCAGCACUAUUUUGGAUGGCCUGAAGGGGAGCAAGUUGAAUAACAGGGAGAAGAUUGCAAGGAUAGAAGACAGACUGGGUGUGGGGUGGCAGAAGAGACGAGACUAGGUUUUGGAUCCUUCAGUGUUUCUAGCACAUGUGACUUUAUCAUGAGUCUUGUGAUAUUGGGUGACUUUCUUAAAGCCUCUGCUUCUGGAGUCACGUGAUUCUAUGAGAAUCUAAGCUUUAAUUUAAACUAAAGAAACCACCCAACCCCAUAGCGUCUGGCCCUCCUGGUUACAGAGAAAAACUGGAAGAUGGGAGCUCUAAAGAACAAUUUAAAUAAAAGAACCCAUGUUAUACUAUUUGUUAACAGCUCAUGAUUUGGGGGGCUGGGACUCAUGACUGCUGUACACUGGAGCUGGUUGGGAUACUGCCUGACAGGCUGGUGAAAGAGCGCUGGGCCAGGAUUGGCAGCAGAGCUCCUGCAGAGCAGGCUGGGUCCAGGCAGCCCAUUUCCCAGGCCAUGCGGAGCGAGAGGGAUCUGGGCUGGGCUGCUUGAACCAGGCUAAGAAGGUGGCCGCAGAAGCCGGGCUGGCCCCAGGUAGGGUUGCCAGGUGUCCAGAUUUCAACCAGAAUGCCCAGUUGAAAAGGGUCUCCGGCAGGGCCGCUAAAAAGUCUGGUCGGUGGUGCAGCGGGCUAAGGCAGACUCCCUGCCUGCCCUGGCUUUGCGCGGCUCCCAGAAGUGGCCAGCAUAUCUGGCUCCUAGGCGCAGAGGUGGCCACAGGGGCGCCACAUGCUGCCCCCAAACUGAGCACCGGCUCUGCAGCUUCCCGGCCAAUGGGAGCUGUGGGGGCAGGACCUGUGACAGUGUGAAGAGCCCCCCCCCCCCCCAUCACCCCUCUAUCUCCAAUGCCAGCCACUUCCAGGAGCUGCCUGAGGUAAGUGCUGCCCGGAGCCCAAAUCCCCUGCCCCAGCCCUGAGCCCUCUCCCAGAGCCCGCCCCCAAACUUCCUCCCAGGGCCCACACCCCCUCCUAUACUCCAGCCCAGAGCCCCUGCCUGCACCCCCAGCAAGAGUCCUCACCCCCUUUUGCACCCCGAUCCCCUGCCUGGUGAAAAUGAGUGAGCCACAGAGGGAGGGGGGAAUGGAAUGAGCAGGAGCAGGGCCUGGGUGUUCCGAUUUCUGCAAUUAGAAGAUUGUCAACCCUAGAGCAGAGGGGCAGGGAGCCUGCAGCGGCGGGAGCAGGGUUAAGAGCCCCAGAAACACUGGCAUGCUUGGUGCGGGUUCCGGGUCACGGGGGCGAUGCGAUUCCCCCUGUAGGAGCAGAGGGGCUGGCGCAGCGCCAGAGCUACGGGGCUCUAGGGCCCCAUCCGCAGAGGAGGCUCCCCUUCCCCUGCCCGGCUGGAAACCGGAACCGGAUGUGGUGUCCCGGCCCGGGCGGUGCCUGUAACCGCUCGAGCCGCCUGCGUCAUGGAAUUGAGGCCUUCGUCAGCCUGGAAAAUCGCCCAGACCAUAGAGCUGCUGAACGCCUUGGCAUUUCCGGCUUGGGCUCACGUCACAUCCGUGCGGUUCUGAGAUGCCGGUUAAAUUGAAUAUCUGCCUAGCACAGCUUCUUGCAGGAAGACUGCACUGCUUAAAGGCUAGGAGACUAUGAGAAUAAUCAGAGGGGACUGUUCGCUCUGAAUUCUAAACUUGUGCCUUGCCCAGAACAGCUGCAGGGAUCGGAAACUUGAAUCAAUGUUAUCGGAUGAGUUAGAAUCCAAACCGGAGCUGCUGGUUCAAUUUGUUCAGAACACAUCUAUUCCACUGGGGCGGGGGCUGGUGGAAUCAGAACCUAAAGGCAUCACCUGUCUCUCCCUCCUUCCUGUGACUGAGACCUCAGAAUGCAACAGACUGAUGUUGCCAGAUGAUUCUCCAAGUCACACUAACUCCUCCAAAGAUGUUCCUUCAUCUGCUGUCUUGAGAAGCCUUCAGGUAAAUGUAGGCCCUGACGGCGAGGAGACAAGGGCACAAACAGUACAGAAACCACCUGAGCUCCUGUCAAGUCCAGAGCCUUCCGGUUUAUUGCAAGACCUCCAGCCCAGUGACAGCACUUCCUUUAUUCUUCUCAACCUAACAAGAGCAGGCCUGGGCUGUCCAGCAGAGCACCUGGUGUUUGUUCAGGAUGAAGCAGAGGAUUCUGGGAAUGACUUUCUCUCCCAUGACAGCACCGACAGCAGUACCCCAUGGUUUCUACGAGUGCAGGAAUUGGCCCAUGACAGUUUGAUUGCUGCCACUCGAGCACAGCUCGCAAAGAAUGCCAAAGCAAGCAAUAAUGGUGAAAGUGUUCAUCUUUGCUCAGGAGAUGGGCAGCCGAAAGAUUCCAGUCCCAUCCCUCACCUGUCCCGCGUAGAGAAGAAGCUGAAGUGCACAGUUGAGGGCUGUGAUCGGACAUUUGUGUGGCCAGCCCACUUCAAAUAUCAUUUAAAAACUCACAGGAAUGAUCGUUCUUUCACCUGCCCAGCAGAAGGUUGUGGGAAAAGCUUCUAUGUCCUGCAAAGGCUGAAGGUACACAUGCGAACUCACAAUGGUGAGAAACCAUUUGUCUGCACUGAGGUGGGCUGUGGGAAGCAGUUCACAACAGCUGGGAAUCUGAAGAACCACCUGCGGAUUCAUACUGGAGAAAAGCCCUUCCUGUGUGAGGCACAAGGAUGUGGUCGUUCAUUUGCUGAAUACUCCAGCCUUCGGAAACACCUGGUUGUCCACUCAGGAGUGAAGCCCCAUCAGUGCCAUAUCUGUGGGAAGACAUUUUCCCAGAGUGGUAGCCGGAAUGUGCAUAUGAGAAAGCACCACUCCAGAAUUGGAGCUGCUGGAAGCAGAGAGCGAGAGCAACCGGAGUCGCUGGUGGGCAGCAGUUUGCUGGAAGAAGCAGCUGUGCAUAGUAAGAAUCUGAUCUCCAUGAACUCUCAGCCUCGUCUUGGCGUGGAGUCUCUGCACCUGCCAGAUACUGAGUCUAUUAUUGGAGUAGAGGAGGAGGUUCUUGCUGAAGCAACACCAGGAGCCCUCCAAUCAGCACCUGAUGUAGUUUUGCCACAAUCUCAUCACCUGGUCACCAUGUCAACAGGGAGACACUCCUAUGGGGUGUCUGCUUUACUACAGUAAAUGUACAGUUACAAAAGGAAGAAGAAACCAAUGAUAUAGUAAGAGAAGACACAGGAUGUAAAGUUAAAGAACAGACUUCUGUGUGCAGAUCUCUUAAAGGAGAGAUGCAGGACCUGAAUCCAGAGUACAUGCUGUGCAGGCAGUUUACUUUUCAUGACUUGCUGCAACAAAAACUAAACUGCAGCCCAGAAUGGGAUAUGAGAUGUAGAACAUGAGAGUUCCUGGUUACUGAAGCAGAUUCCUGAAGCUAAAUUCAGGAGCCACUAAUCAUGUUGGACUGACAGGUGGGACUUUCUAAACCUGCCAUCAGGAGGGAUGCAGCACUUCCACCACUGCAACAUCAAACCACUUUCACCUGAAGCUGAAGUUUGUUCACAAGCUCCAGCACUUACAAGGCAUUAUUAGUAUUGCUUAAGCAACUAAUAGGGGCUUUUCUUAGAGGAGAAUAUUUAGGGUGUUGUGGAUUCUAAAUCAGAGCAUUGCAGUCCCAUUCUCCCUUCUGAGUUUUGAAGGUUUAUUUCCAGGCUGACCCUAACUAGAAUCUGAGGCUCUUCCUUGAGGAGCAGAAGCUUCUCCACCACUCUUCCUUGCUUUAUGAAAAUAUGUUCCCUAGAGUUCCACCUUGCCCCAGAGUUUGAGGCCAGACACAAGUUAGAGGAUUACCUCAGAGCCAGCUCUGCUGCUUGCUUUGCCCCAUAUUUCUUCAUUUCUAAAAUGCUUAUUAGUAUGUUUAGUUUUUUUUAUUUAAAAAUCAGAGGUAGAAGAUUAAGUGUUUACUGUAUUGUAAAUAAACAGCCUGUUUCGCUCUUUGGCUUCUGA
Chelonia mydas (Green sea turtle) is the source of this 5178-nucleotide messenger RNA. RefSeq names its product zinc finger protein 410 (gene ZNF410). Gene Ontology annotation, cellular component: transcription regulator complex; PcG protein complex. Gene Ontology annotation, molecular function: RNA polymerase II cis-regulatory region sequence-specific DNA binding; DNA-binding transcription factor activity, RNA polymerase II-specific. The coding region runs from base 2956 to 4359 and encodes 467 amino acids. NCBI's taxonomy places the organism in Eukaryota, Metazoa, Chordata, Testudines, Cheloniidae. The transcript has 12 exons. The record is from RefSeq and is a predicted model, not a curated record. Gene Ontology annotation, biological process: regulation of transcription by RNA polymerase II.